Molecule: messenger RNA, 9730 nt
Organism: Terrapene triunguis (Three-toed box turtle)
Lineage: Eukaryota; Metazoa; Chordata; Testudines; Emydidae
Product: striated muscle-specific serine/threonine-protein kinase-like
Exons: 31
Biological process (GO): muscle cell differentiation; protein phosphorylation
Molecular function (GO): protein binding; ATP binding; protein kinase activity
Source: RefSeq, a predicted model, not a curated record
ACUCGGAGACAGGCGAGGACGACGCCAGCGACCCCCAGGGGACGCAGCGCAGUGAGCUCCAGGACGAGACGCCUUUCAGCUCCCCCACAGGGGAGUCGAACACGCUGGUGGACACCUCCAUGACCACGUCGGCGCCGGGCCUGUCGCAGGUGGAGGAGCGCUCCAGCUGGUCGGGCAGCCAGCAGACCGUGGUGGAGAAGGAGACGGAGCCCGGCCUCCCAGUGAGGGGGCCCUACCUGCGCCCCGGUGGCUGGCAGCCGCAGGGGACCCCAAGCAGCAUCCCCCAGGGCGGGUACAGAAGAGACGACCCCUCGGAGCUCUCUCCGAAGCCUGGUGCAGACCCCCCAAGGCCUCCAGCUCAGCCCCUGGCCUCCAAGCCACCCGUUCUCUGCCUGCCGUCUCCCAGGGUGGGCCAGUGCCCGGCCCAGCCGGCCAGCCGAGGUCCUGGCGUCCCCUCCCCCACGCCCCUGACGCCCCGCAAGACGGCCCUGAUGCCGGCGGAGUACCAGGACACGGUCCCCGAGGAGUACGAGGCGAAGGUCCGGAAGCCCAAGUCUCUGGGGUACUCGCAGGCCAGCACGCUGGAGUCCCGGCCCCAGACCCCGCUGAGCGAGACCUCCAGCCGGGUGUCCGUGCUGCGGCCCUCGCCCAAGCUGGCGCGCUCCGGCUCCAAGAUCUUCGAGAAGCUGAAGUACUUCGAGGAGCGCCGGAGGAGCCUGGAGCAGAGCGACAGCCCCCUCCCCGUCCACGCCUGGCUGCCCCUGCGCAAGACGCGCUCCUUCGACCAGCCCGACCUGGGCCAGCGCCCGCUCACGCCGGACGGCUCCCGGGAGGAGCUGCGGGACGGGGUGCGGUCAGAGAUGGGCGGCCCGACAUGCCGGCGCCAGGCCUUCCGCCACAAGGCCGCCUCGUUCGACGAGCGGGGCCACUUCGCCAGCCGGGUCGGCGACAUCGAGCACAGGUUCUCCGAGGAGCUGAGCCGUAUCAAGAAGACCGUCUCCAAGCAGCAGCUGAUGAGGUCGCAGGAGCUGGCAAAGGCCCCCUCACCCCGGGACCCCAGCCAGCUCUCUGCCCCCCGGGCGCUGGAGGCACAAGCCACCCCGGCCCCGAAAGACCAGGGGCUCAAGGCCCCGCCGCCUGUGGAGAACGCGCACGGCACCCAGCAGCUGGCCCUGGCCAGCGUGGGGCUGGGGGGGCCCGGAGACGGGGCGGAGCGGGCAGCCACGCGGAAGCCACUGCUCCGGAGCUGCGCCCUGACCAGCCAGCCCCGGGAGGAGGCCAGAGCCAGGAGGAGUGGGGAGCCGGAAGGUGCUGAGGGCAAGAGGAAGGUGGAGCAGUGCCCCUUAUCGCAGGCCACUCCGCUGGGGCGGGGGGACCUGCCGGAGGCCGGGCCCCCCGAAGGAGUCGCAUGCCUGGAUGGGGGCCCGACGGUCGGGGCGAGAGCGAGCCGCGAUGGCAGGGCCCCCGGGGCUGGGAGCGAAGCUCUGACCACCAGGCCAGCAGGCCAGCACGGGCCGCAUAGGAGGCGGGCCGCGGGCCAGGAGGUGCGGUUCUUACCCUGGGCCAAGCCCGGGCCGGAGCUCGGAGCUGGCCUGGAGGGGGCCAGGGCAGGGCCGCGUGGCACAGGCAGGGAUGCCGAGCAAAGACAGCUGAAGGUCACAGAGAAGAAGGAAGGUGCCCGGCUGGCUCAGGAAGGGAGAAGCAUCCGGAGCAAGGGGAAAGGCCGCCGGCCCCGGCCCACCUCGCCAGAGCUAGAGUCAUCCGACGAUUCGUACGUCUCCGCCGGCGAGGAUCCCCUGGAGGCCCCGGUCUUCGAGAUCCCCAUCCAGGACGCUGUGGUGACGGUGGGCGCAGAGGUGCUGCUGAAGUGCAUUGUCACUGCCAACCCCAUGCCCGAAGAGCGCCCCACGCUGCCCCCAAGCUCUGAAGGCAGCUCCGGUGAGGGGCAAACGGCAGCUCUGGGGGGAGGCUCCAAGCUGGAGAAGAUGCCGUCCAUCCCGGAGGAGCCGGAGCUGCCGGAGAACGAGGUGGAGCGCUUCACCAUGCCUGACUUCCUCCACCCCCUGCACGACCUGGACGUGGUGGAGUCCAAGGAGGCCGUGCUGGAGUGCCAGGUGGCCGGCCUGCCCUACCCCACCAUCACCUGGUUCCACAACGGCACCAAGAUCCGCAGCUCCGAGGACCGCAAGAUGACCCAGUACAAGGACACCCACCGCCUGCUGUUCCCGGCUGUCAGCCACGCCCACGCCGGCGUCUAUAAAAGCGUCAUUGCCAACCGAGUGGGGAAGGCCACGUGCUACGCUCACCUCUACGUGACAGACGUGGUGCCGACUCCCCCCGACGGGCCACCCGCUGUGCUGGCCGUGACCGGCAGAACCGUCACGCUGACCUGGAACAAGCCCAAGUGGCUCGACUCAGCCAUAGACCCCGCCUCGGUGACCUACACCAUCCAGCAGCAAGUGCUGGGCACCAGCCAAUGGACCAUCGUGGCCACCGUCCUGCGAGACACGCGUGGCACGUUGCACAGCCUGACCAAGGGGCCGCGAUACCUCUUCCGAGUGCUCACGGCCACCCCCAGGAGCAGCAGCAAGCCCUCGCCUCCCAGCGAGCCAGUGCAGCUCCUGGAUCGGGGUCCAUACCUGGAGGAGGCCCCUGUCAUCCUGGACAAGCCAGAUGUGGUGUACGCAGUGGAGGACCAGCCAGCCUCCGUCACCGUGACCCUGAACCACGUGGAGGCCACGGUCACCUGGAAGAGGUGCAGGGGCGGGUUGGCGCUCGAGGAGCGGGCUGGCGCGUGUGAGCUGAGCAUGGCUGACGACGACCAGCACUGCCUGCGGCUCUGCCAGGUGCACCGCGGGGACGCUGGGGAGCUCACCUGCGAGGUGAGCAACAGGCACGGCGCGGACAGCUGCUCCAUCAGCCUGCAGCUGGCAGAGGCGCCGCGCUUCGAGUCCAUCAUGGAGGACCUGGAGGUCGGGGAGGGUGAGACGCCGCGCUUCGCCGUGGUGGUGGAGGGCAAGCCGCUGCCCGACAUCAUGUGGUACAAGGACGAGGCGCUGCUGGCCGAGAGCAGCCGCCUGACCUUUGUCUACGACGACAGUGAGUGCUCCCUGGUGCUGCUGGGCGCCACGGCCCGCGACAGCGGCGUCUACACCUGCACCGCCCGGAACCUGGCCGGGGAGGUUUCCUGCAAGGCCGAGCUGCUGGUGCGCGCAGCCCAGCCGGAGGCAGCAGCCGUGGUGGCGGAGGAGGGGCACGCGGCCCGGCGGCUGACGGACGACUACGAGGUGCACGAGGAGAUCGGGAGGGGGGCCUUCUCCUACGUGCGGAGGGUGAGGGAGAAGAGCAGCGGGCUGGACUAUGCUGCCAAGUUCAUUCCCUGCCGGGCCAAGGCCAAGCAGUCGGCACGCCGGGAGCUGCAGAUCCUGUCCCAGCUGGACCACGAGCGCCUCGUCUACUUCCACGACUCCUUCGAGAAGAAAAACGCCGUGAUCAUUGUCAUGGAGCUCUGCACGGGGGAGGAGCUGCUGGACAGGAUGGCGAGGAAGCCCUCGGUGUGCGAGUGGGAGACAGUCCAGAGACCCAACGCGGAGCAGACACUGGAGCACCCCUGGUUUAAGACCUUGGCCAAGGGGAAAUCCAUCAGCACCGACCACCUGAAGCUCUUCAUCUGCCGCAGGAAGUGGCAGCGCUCUCAGAUCAGCUACAAAGGCAGUCUGGUGCCGAGAGCCAUCCCGGAGCUGCUGGAGGACACGUCCAGCCACCUCUCCAUCGCCCUGCCCCGGCACCUCAAGGACUCGCCCGCCCUCUCCUCCUCCUCGGACUCGGAGGAGCUGGACGAGCUGCCCCUCCUCCCCAUGCCCCACCAGGUGGAGUUCUCCGGCUCCCGCGUCUCCCUCAACGAGAUCCCCACGGACGACGAAGCCCUGGGCCAGGCCGAGGGGGCGCUGGAGGAGGCGGCCCCCAUGGAGUGGCAGGCGGAGGUGGCAGGCCCGGGGAAGAGGCAGAAGGGCGCUGGCCCGCGGAAGAGGCCCACGGUGGCGGAGGGGCCCGGCUCCUCGGACGAGGACUCCGCCGAGGCUCAGCCGCGGCCCGAGUGCCCCCGGAAGGCCCUGAAGAAGGGCUCCAGCCUGGAGUCCCCGGAGGGGGGGCGCCCGGCCGGCAGGAGGGGCGAGCUGCGGCGGGGCAGCUCUGCGGACAGCGCCCUCCUGCUGGGCCUGCCGGCGGAGGCCGGGGCGGGCGAGGAGCCCCCCAAGGCGCUGAAGAAGGCGGCGUCCAUGGAGCUGCCGCGCCGGAGCCCCAGCCCGGGGGGUGCGCCCCGCAGGCAGGCCGAGGAGGAGCGCACCCAGCGCCUGGAGCUCGUGCGCCAGCGCCUGCUGCGGGACGGUCCCGUGGAGCCCAGGGUCAGCGGCCUGCGGGGGCCGCUCCUGGAGACCCUGGAGAAGAAGGUGCGGCCCCCCCGGCCCACAAAGCAGCCGCCCCCGGGGGCCAGGCUGGUGCGGGCAGCCUCCAGCGAGGCAGCCCCGCAGCACCCGCCCCCAGAGCCGCGCCUGCUGCAGAAGAGCAGCUCCUUCAGCCAGGGGGACCUGGAGCCGGUGAUGGUGCACCGCCGCUCGGGCGCCCCGCUGGAGAUCCCCGUGACUCACCUGGAAGCCCAGCGGCUCAAGGAGUCCCCCUCGCUCUCCGCCCUGACGGAGUCCCGGCCCCAGACCCCGCGGGAAAGCUCCUCCAAGCCACCCGGCCCUGAGCUGCCCGAGGCCUCCCCCGAGCAGGGGCCUGGGCCGGGGGACACUGCCAGGCCCAGAGCCAGCUUGGCAGCUGUGGGCAAGAAGCCUCCAGCUGAGAGGCCUCAAGAAAAGCCUCUGCCGCGGCCCGCAGCUGCCAGACCUACCCAGGUCCCCCUGCAGGCAGCUCCCAAGCCCCGAGCAGCCCUGCCAGAGCCCCCUGCCCUGGACUCCAGAGCCCCCAAGCCCUCCUCCUAUGCACAGGUGAUACAGUCCAUCCAGCUCCCCGCCGCGCCCGGGGAGCCUGCCCGGGCUGAGCCCCCCGCUGCCCGCCCACAGCCGUGCCCCGCACCCCCCCCAGCCCACGCUGCGGGCGGUGCCAAGGCGGAGGUGCCCGCGGAGGAGGCGGCACCGCUGCGUUCCAGCAGCGCCCUGGCCAUCAAGGACAUCGACUCGGAGGAAGUCUUCGAGGCCAAGUUCAAGCGGGGCCGGGAGUCUUCGCUCAGCCGCGGCCUGAAGCUGCUCACCAGGCCCCACUCGGAGGACCGGCACCUGGCCAGCCCGCUGGUGCGGGAGGAGGGGAUGUACCGGCCCGGCCCGGCCGGGGCGCCGCUGGAGCUCGCCAAGGGCCCGGCCCAGCGGGCCCAGUCCGUGCAGGACUUGCGUGAGCCGGAGGAGGCCAGCUUCAUCCGCAGGAUGUCCCAGCGCCUCUGGCGCACGCCCCCCAUGGAGAGGAAGCAGCCCAAGGAGGAGGAGUCGGGCCGCGAGCCCCCGAGCCGGGGCCGCCGUCUCUCCUGGAGCCUGGGUCUGGGCAGCUCCAAGGACAAGCGGGACUCGGCGAGCUUGAAAUCGGAGCCAGGCAGGAGUGAGGGCGGGUCGGAGUCGCCCGUCGUGGCCAUGAGGCGGAAGAUCAGCUCCACCAUGGAGCGCCUCUCCCAGCGGCUGCGCAGCCCCUCGGAUGACAGGGGGGAGGCAGAGGGGCCCGGGAAGCGGAGCCCGCUGCUCGCCCUGCUGCGGAGAUCGAACUCGGAGGGGGAGAACCUGCGCAAGAUGGGGAUUCCGCAGAACCAGUUGGCGGCACAGUCAGCCCUGGCGCCCUCCGCCGAGUCCUUCCAGUCAGAGAGCAGCACCCGCUCGGAGGCAGGUGCCCGAGCUCCCAGCGAGGGCCAGAGACGCUCCCGGUGGGACCGCUGGGGCCUGUCCCGCGCCAAGAGGGACAAGGUGGCCUCGCAGCCCAACAUCCCGGCCAGCCUGCUGCAGGAGGACGGCACCAUCGUGGGCAGGCAGUACGUGCGCAACGCAUCGGACUUCCCCCCCGUUUUCCACAUCAAGCUGAAGGACCAGGUGCUGCUGGAGGGCGACCCGGCAACCCUGUUCUGCCUGCCAGCUGCCAGCCCGUCCCCCAAAAUCCUCUGGAUGAAGGACAAGCGGUCGCUGGUGUCCGACGCCGCCGUGAACAUCGUCUCGUGUAAGGACGGCCGGCAGCUGCUCUCCAUCCCCAGGACGUGCAAGAAGGAUGCAGGCCUGUACGAGUGCACCGCUGCCAACGCCCUGGGCACCGCCACCAGCUCGUGCACUCUGGCCGUGGCACGCCUGCCGGGGAAGCCGGGCACCCCGGAGAUACCUCAGAAGUACAAGAACACGGUGCUGGUGCUGUGGAAGCCUGCAGACAGCCGGGCCCCCUGCACCUACAUCCUGGAGUGCAAAAUGAACGGGGAACGCGAGUGGAAGACCAUCAGCUCGGACAUCGCCGACUGCUACUUCAACGUGACGGAGCUGCCCGCCAGGAGCACGGCCAGGUUCCGUGUGGCCUGCAUCAAUAAGGCCGGCCAGGGGCCCUACAGCAACCCCUCGGAGACGGUGGCCAUCGAGACAGAUGAUCCCGGCGCUGCCCACUCGGCUCCUGCUGCCCGGAAGGAUGUGGCUGCCCCCGAGACAGCAGCUUCCAGCCGCUCCACCCAGACCCCUCCUGCCCAGCCUGCGCCCCAAACUGCGGGGGCCCCUCCCCCCACCCCGCCCCGCAAGCACAAAGGGGUCGUGCACAUGCCCGGCCGGGCACCACAGGCGCCUGUUCCCGGGGGUGCCUCUGCUGCCAUCCAGCCGCCUCCCCGUGCCCAGGCAGAGCCUGCCCCCAAAGAGCAGCUUUGCCCCCCUGCCGCCCCUCCAGCAAUUGCUGGGUCUGGCUCCCCAGAACUGGUGUUAACGCCGUCCAGGGCUGCCCCUCCUCGCCCCCCCGCUGCCCACACAACCAGCCAGGCGGUGCAGGGCUCGCCCGCCCCUCCAGCCCAGCCCCCUGCCCGACUCUCCCCCAUUUCUCCAGCAUCGGCCACCCCCGUGUCCCCCUCCCCCAAAGCGGCGCCCAUGUACAUGGUCACCUCCUUUGUCUCCAUGCCGGCUGCGACGCCCCCCACGGACGCCCCGUCCCCUCUCCCCAAAGAGGUGGUGCCAUCGGCCACGCGGUUCCUGGGCCGGAGUGCCACCCCGAGCAGGCUUAGCCCCACAGGGCCGGGGGCUCCAGAGGCAAAGGAGGGCACAGCGCUGCGCCAGGGGGUCCCCCAGAAGCCUUACACCUUCCUGGAGGAGAAAGCGAGGGGCCGGUUCGGGGUGCUCCGGGAGUGCAAGGAGAACGCCACGGGGAAGCACUUCAUGGCCAAGAUCAUUCCCUACGAGGCGGAGAAGAAGCAGAGUGUCCUGCAGGAAUACGAGAUCCUCAAGGGCCUGCACCACGAACGCGUCAUGGGCCUGCACGAGGCCUACAUCACCCCCCGCUACCUGGUGCUGAUCGCCGAGCACUGCGCCGGCAAGGAGAUCCUCUACAGCCUCGUCGACAGGUUCCGCUACUCGGAGGACGAGGUGGCCGGCUACGUGCUGCAGCUGCUGCAGGGGCUGGAGUACCUGCACGGGCGCCGCAUCGUGCACCUGGACAUCAAACCCGACAACGUGGUCGUCGCCCACGGCAACGCGGUGAAGAUCAUCGACUUCGGCAGCGCCCAGACCUACAACCCGCUGGUGCUGCGCAGGCUGGGGCGCCGCGUGGGCACGCUGGAGUACAUGUCUCCGGAGAUGGUGAAGGGAGACCCGGUGGGCUCUGCGGCCGAUAUCUGGGGGGUCGGCGUGCUCACCUACAUCAUGCUCAGCGGCCGGUCGCCGUUCUUCGAGCUGGAUCCCAUCGAGACUGAGAACAGGAUCCUGGCCGGGCGCUUCGAUGCCUUCAAGCUGUACCCCAACGCCUCGCAGAGCGCCGCCCUCUUCAUCCGCAAGCUGCUCUGCAUCUACCCCUGGAGCCGGCCCACCAUCAAGGACUGUUUUGCCAACCCCUGGCUGCAGGACGCCUACCUGAUGAAGCUGCGGCGCCAGACCCUGACCUUCACCACCAACCGGCUCAAGGAGUUCCUGGUGGAGCACCAGCGCCGGCGCAGCGAGGCCGUCACCAAGCACAAGGUCUUACUCCGCUCCUACCACGGCUCCGGCAGCCAGCCGCCCCCCGCGCCGGUCACGCAGUAGCCCCGCUCCCUCCUGCGGCGACGGAGGAGUCGAAGGAACAUUCCAGGGGCCGGGCCCGCGGCGGCAGGUUCCCGGAGGCGGGGAACGGGGGUCGAGCGAACCGCCGGGACAUGCGUUGGCGUCCGCCCCGCGAGCCUGGCCGCUCGGGACCGCAGAGGAGCGUUCACCCGGGCACCACGGGCCCCUCCGCCCAGCAGAGUUGGCACCGCCGGGGGCUCACUGCUCCCACUCCUCCUGCGGGGGGCCUGCUGCAAGGGGCGGGACUUCCUGUUUUGCUGUGCCUGAGGACAGGAAAUGCUACGCAAACAGCUGGACUUCCAAGACUAGGGGCUGGCGGGCUGCGGGGGGAGGGGAGUGUCUGGGGGGUAGGGGAGGCGGGAGCCCAGCAGCAACCUCUGCGGCGCGUGAAACUGUGAAGUGGGGAGAUGGAGGGACGGAGGGCAGGAAACAGGAGCCGUGACGAUGGGAAGCCACCAGCAUCGCCUGCCCUUUGAGAUGUUUCCCCCGAGUUUGGGGGAGCCCAGCCCGGCCCGCGGGGUUCCACUGCCAGCAACCGGCUCGGCAUGCCUUCUCCCUCCAGCGCCACGCUGCCCACGUGCCCUGUAACCGGAGCUGGGAGGAGCAGAGCCGCGUCCUCGGGGGUCCUGGCAACAGCUCCCCUGGCAGCGCCCGGCCAUGCCGGACGUGGGUAAAACCCCCGGCGUUAAUGUCACCAUGGUGCUCACGGCCUCCUGCACCUCUCGGGGGUGCUGUCGCCCCGGUUUGGCUGCCAGCCCCGGCCCCACUCGCCGUCCUCGCCCCCCGCUGGGCUCCCUCCCUGCCCCACACGCCCCCAGGCUGCCAGGCCAUUUGCUGAAUAUGGCUGAGCUGGUUGUGCGACCCCCAGCCUCCAGUGCCCCCUGCCCCCCCCCCGCAGCUGGGCCCCAGAGAGUGGCCACAACCCACCUGCAUGGGGCGGGGGGAGGCCUCACUGCAGGGAGGGGGGGUGGCCAUUUUGACUGAGGGCAGCCCAUGGCUUCAGUUCCAUAGGAAGUCAGGGAAGCUGGUGGCCAUUAUGGAUGAGGGCAAACUGAGCAGUCCCCCCCCCCCUUCCCGCCCACCUGGGGAGCUGCUAGGAGUCACUUGCUGUCUGCGGCCACAGUCUGACAUGCAGAGCCCAUGUGCCCCUAUGCACACACAGCGACAUGCCUGUACUUACACACACGCCUGUACACAUGCACAGCUACACGCCUGUACGUACACACACACAGUGACACGCCUGUACACACGCACAGCGACACACUUGUACACAUGUACAGUGACUCCCCUAUGCACACACAGCUACAUGCCUGUAUGCCCCACAAACACACAGUGACAUGCCUCUACAUACACACACAUGCUUGUACACACGUAGAAUGACUCCCCUAUGCAUGCACAAUGACGCCUGUACACACAUAGUGACACCUGUACACACACAGCAACACGCAUCUACGUACACACAUACGCCUGUACACAUGUACACA